Molecule: messenger RNA, 1839 nt
Organism: Ziziphus jujuba (common jujube)
Lineage: Eukaryota; Viridiplantae; Streptophyta; Magnoliopsida; Rosales; Rhamnaceae
Product: labd-13Z-ene-9,15,16-triol synthase, chloroplastic
Exons: 2
Coding region: 33-1619 (528 amino acids)
Molecular function (GO): monooxygenase activity; heme binding; iron ion binding
Source: RefSeq, a predicted model, not a curated record
GGCAAAUUAACAUUAGUACUAGAGGCAGUGCAAUGUGGUCUAGCUGGUGGGAUAUUGCUUUCAGUAUGAAUAAUAAAUAUUCAGCAGAGCUUCUCACCCUUCUGCUGAUCACCACUUCCGCAGUCCUAUGGAUCUUCCGAGCCGCCAAGAAUCCAAAAAAAGCAAGUCCCAGAUUGCCACCAGGUCCCCUCGGCUUGCCACUGGUUGGAUACCUUCCCUUUUUAGGUUCCCAAGUUCACCGAGAAUUUUCACAACUAGCAAAAAUCUAUGGCCCUAUUUACAAGUUCUGGCUCGGAACCAAACUAUGCGUUGUUGUAAGCUCGCCAUCGCUAGCGAAAGAAGUGGUUCGCGACCAUGAUUCAGUAUUUGCCAACCGAGACCCUCCUAUUUCAGCACAAUUUGUCACCUUUGGAGGAAAUGACAUUGUGUUUUCACCUUUAGGCAAAAACUGGAGGAAACUGCGAAAGAUAUUCGUGAGCCAGAUGCUCGGAAGCACCGUGCUUGACAAUUCAUACUCUCUGAGAAGAGAACAAGUUAUGAAAUCUAUUAGAAAUGUCUAUGCAAAUAUUGGGAACCCAAUCGACGUUGGGGAAUUGGCGUUUUUGACGUCCAUCAACUCAGUCAUGAGCAUGUUCUGGGGCGGCACAGAGCAAGAAGAAAAAGGAGUUGUUUUUGGAGCAGAAUUCAAGAACAUGACCACGGAGCUUAUGGUGCUGCUGGGGAAAUCUAACUUAUCAGACAUUUUCCCUGUCCUUGCAAGGUUUGAUAUACAGGGAAUACAGAGGCAAGUCAAGAAAGUGGCUGAUUCAUUUGAACGGGUUUUCGAUUCCGCAAUUGAUCAGCGGAAGAAGACUAUGGAAGCAGAGAAAGAUGAUGGGCGACCGGAAGGAAAUGAAGAAAGGAAGGACUUUAUGCAAUUCCUCUUGAGGCUUCAUGAUGGUGAAGAUAGGUCAUCAUCAAUUACUAUGCCCCAACUUAAGGCGGUUCUCAUGGACACCGUCGUCGGUGGAACUGAUACUACAGCAACAACAACGGAAUGGGCAAUUGCGGAGCUGAUGCAGCAUCCAGAGGCAAUGAAGAAAGUCCACCAAGAACUAACACAAGUUGUGGGGUUAAACAAUUUGGUUGAAGAGUUUCAUCUUCCAAAGUUGACAUAUUUGGAUGCUGUGAUUAAAGAGACACUUCGUUUGCACCCACCACUGCCAUUCCUAAUACCUCGUUGUCCCAGUAAAUGUAGCACCAUUGGUGGGUAUAUGGUGCCCGAAGGUACUAGGAUUUUCUUAAAUAUUUGGGCUAUACAUAGAGACCCUAACGUUUGGGAAAAUCCUUUGGAAUUUAGACCCGAGAGAUUCCUCAAUGGUCAUAUGGAGUUUGACUACAACGGUAAUAAUUUCGAAUAUCUCCCAUUUGGAUCUGGAAGAAGAGUUUGUGCGGGAAUUCCUCUAGGUGAAAAGAUGCUGAAUUUUGUUGUGGCUUCAUUCUUGCACUCCUUUGAAUGGAAAAUGCCUCUUGGAGAAAAGCUUGAUUUGUCUGACAGUUUUGGGAUGGUGACAAAGAAAAUGACACCUUUAGUUGCCAUUCCAACAACAAGGUUAUCCAAUUUAGAGCUUUACGCUUGAAUAAUAAUAAGUCUCGAUGCUGAGAAUAAAGGUAUAAGUACUUUCUUCAGUAAUAAUGGAGCGCAUAUGUUGUACUUCAACCGUUAGAACUUCCGUAACACUCAUCUUAUCUAUUGUAAUUAGCAAUAGAGCUUGGAUGAAUGGAUAAUAAAGAUGAACAUGCAAGCAUCGGAUUUGCUUGUUACAAUGUUCUUGUUCAAUAUAUACUCAAAUUAUACCA